This is a messenger RNA of Equus quagga, 831 nucleotides long. RefSeq names its product mitochondrial import receptor subunit TOM40 homolog. Gene Ontology annotation, cellular component: mitochondrial outer membrane translocase complex; mitochondrial outer membrane. Gene Ontology annotation, molecular function: transmembrane protein transporter activity. Gene Ontology annotation, biological process: protein import into mitochondrial matrix. The record is from RefSeq and is a predicted model, not a curated record. The transcript is spliced from 7 exons. Lineage: Eukaryota; Metazoa; Chordata; Mammalia; Perissodactyla; Equidae. Bases 1 to 831 code for a protein of 276 amino acids.
AUGACCCUCCAUCACCCAGAGAGGCUGCCGCACCUGCUCUGCCAGCAGCUUUUCCCAGUUUUGUGGACCAAGAAACGGGAUGUUCAGAGAGCCUGGGUUAUUCGCCCAAGGUCACACAGCUGGCAACCGGCAGAGCCCGGAUUGUGUUGCUUGUGGGGCUCUGGAGAAGGGAGAGCUGGGAGGGUAGGGAAGGAAUGGGUGAGAGUUGGCUGUGUGUGUGUGUGUGGAGGGAGACAGCGUUUCUCCUCCUCAGAGCUGUUUCCCAUUCAGAUGGAAGGUGUCAAGGUCAGGGUCAACAAAGGGUUGAGUAACCACUUCCAGGUGAACCACACAGUCGCCCUCAGCACAAUUGGGGAGUCCAACUACCACUUCGGGGUCACGUACGUGGGGACAAAGCAGCUGAGUCCCACUGAGGCGUUCCCCGUGCUGGUGGGGGACAUGGACAACAGCGGCAGCCUCAAUGCUCAGGUCAUUCACCAGCUGGGCCCCGGACUCAGGUCCAAGAUGGCCAUCCAGACGCAGCAGUCGAAGUUCGUGAACUGGCAGGUGGACGGGGAGUACCGGGGCUCCGACUUCACAGCUGCCGUCACCCUGGGGAACCCGGACGUGCUGGUGGGGUCAGGGAUCCUCGUGGCGCACUACCUGCAGAGCAUCACGCCGUGUCUGGCUCUGGGUGGAGAGCUGGUCUACCACCGGCGGCCCGGGGAGGAGGGCACCGUCAUGUCUCUAGCUGGGAAAUACACAUUGAACAACUGGUUGGCGACCGUCACGCUGGGCCAGGCGGGCAUGCACGCCACAUACUACCACAAAGCCAGUGACCAGGUGAGCUAG